CCCCCGCAGAUCCUAGGCCGACGACGACGAGCAUCAUUAGACAACCCGCCAGAAGCCGAGUCUCACAUUUCCCUCGCUGCUGCGGACGCUGUGCCUGCCGCUGCGGACACAACUGCUGGGAGGCAACUCAAGCGAAGGCGACGUGGCGGCGCAAGCAUCAGCAUGCUGUCUGACGGGGGGGACUUGGCCGGGACGUCCAACGGCUCCGGCGUCACCCAGUCGCAGUCGAAUGGCUCCUUUCCUGCAUCCACAACGCAGCGGGAUGCGGCGGCUUCGUUCGCUGCCAACGGCAGCCGAAAGGCCGGCGUCGUGACAAACGGGUCGUCCAACGGCGAGAAGCGUCCAGUCUCACAGCCCGCAACGUACUUUGGACACAGUCGAGAAGAGGUCACGCGGAUACUGAUCCAGGCCCUCAAGGACAUGGGCUAUCAGGCCGCAGCCGACAGCGUCAGCCAGGAGAGCGGCUAUAGCUUGGAGAGCCCAACCGUUGCGGCAUUCCGCUCCGCCGUGCUUGCCGGUGCGUGGGCGGAGGCUGAAGACCUACUGAGAGGGGCAACGGUGGCGGAGGAGAACGACGGCGGAGGUAACGGUCUGGUCCUCACGUCCGGCUCGGACAAGAAUGCUAUGCGCUUCUGGCUCCGGCAGCAGAAAUAUCUAGAGCUCCUGGAGCAGCGAGACACCAGCCGGGCGCUGACCACUCUGCGCGGCGAACUAACACCCCUGAACCACGACAGGGCCAAACUCCACUUCCUAUCGAGCCUGCUCAUGUGCCAGUCGACGGAAGACCUGAUGCGAAAGGCCGACUGGGACGGUGCCCGCGGGCAGUCUCGGAGAAAGCUGCUAUCAGAAUUAUCCAAACGCAUAUCGCCUUCCGUCAUGCUGCCGGAAAACCGGCUGGCCAUACUGCUUCAGCACGUUAAGCAGAGCCAGAUUGACACCUGCCUCUACCACACGGCAGCGUCUUCUCCGUCUCUGUACUCGGAUCACCUCUGUGAUCGACGCAAUUUUCCCUCGGAAUGGGCAGUAGAGCUGGGUGAGCUUGGAGGCGAAGUCUGGUCUGUCCGAUUUUCUCACGACGGCACGCGCCUGGCAGCCUGCGGGAGCCGGGAGCACGUCAAGAUUUGGGACACCCAUACAUAUACUGUCACACACGUUCUCCCAAACCAUGGAGGCGAGGGCGUUGGUGACAUCGCCUGGAGCCCUGACGACUCUAUGCUUGUCACUUGCUCUUUUGACAAGUACGCUCGUCUGUGGGAUGCCAAUACCGGUACCCUGAUCAAGUCCUUGAAACAGUUUGAUGAGCCAGUCAGUGGCUGCGUGUGGUCCUCCGACAGCAGGUCGUUCGUAAUUGGCAGCCUCGAUAAGGUUCAUGGCCUCUGCACGUUCAACGUAUGGGACGAGGAGACGAUCGAAUGGGGCAAGAAACACAGAGUGCAGGAUGUCUGCGGUUCUCCCGAUGGCCGUCUACUGGUAGCAGUCGACGACCUGCAAACGAUUCACGUGUACGAUGCUAACACGCGAGAGCUGGAGUACGAUCUGGAGCUGAAGGCACGCCCGACCUCGGUCAGCAUCAGUCAGGAUUCUCGGCACUUGCUGGUCAAUAGGCAGGACGGCGAGGCUCAGCUGAUUGACCUCGUGACGAGAAACUCGGUGCACAAGUUUCUGGGGCAUACGGGAGGCGAGUUCAUGAUCCGCAGCGCCUUUGGCGGAGCCAACGAGAGCUUCGUCAUGAGCGGGAGCGAAGACGGCAACGUGCUCAUCUGGCACAAGAACAUUGGCGCCGCCGUCGAGCGGCUGCCCGCCCACCAGCCGCGAUGCAACGCAGUCGUCUGGAACCCGGCCGAUCCAUGCAUGCUGGCGUCGUGCGGCGACGACGGCCGCAUCAAGAUGUAA
Trichoderma reesei QM6a is the source of this 1893-nucleotide messenger RNA. RefSeq lists its product as uncharacterized. Gene Ontology annotation, biological process: proteasome-mediated ubiquitin-dependent protein catabolic process. The transcript has 3 exons. Gene Ontology annotation, molecular function: protein binding. NCBI's taxonomy places the organism in Eukaryota, Fungi, Ascomycota, Sordariomycetes, Hypocreales, Hypocreaceae. Gene Ontology annotation, cellular component: GID complex. The record is from RefSeq and is a predicted model, not a curated record. The annotation marks the transcript as partial.